Messenger RNA from Hibiscus syriacus, 776 nucleotides. RefSeq lists its product as uncharacterized. NCBI's taxonomy places the organism in Eukaryota, Viridiplantae, Streptophyta, Magnoliopsida, Malvales, Malvaceae. The record is from RefSeq and is a predicted model, not a curated record. Bases 330 to 662 code for a protein of 110 amino acids. The transcript is spliced from 3 exons.
AAAUCUAAACACUCUCAACUUUCCCUUUCCCCCCCUCAGGCGAGAAGUUCACCGAAUCCCAGCACUAUCGUUUCAGCCGCCGCUCCGACCACCACAGACGGUGGUCGAAGCCCUCAACCAAACCCAAAACACUCAUCUCUCUCCGAUCUACCCUCCUUACACCGGACCUCACACCGAAAACUCCAAAAAGAAACCUUGGAUCUACUUGAAAAGAACUUGACCUUUCGUAUGCCUCGUACUCCAGCGACCCUCGACGGCGAAGCAACCCCUACUCACCCCAAAACCGCAAAACCUAUCCUUUAAAAGCUAGAUCUACUCCUAAAACCAACAUGCAAAACACCUUUGAACCCCUAGAAUCCUCUAUCUCUUCGACUCCCUCACUAUCGACCUACAUCGGCGACCCCUACUCCGGUGAUACUCCCUUCCUCGGGAAUCAGGGUAUGAUGGGCGUUGGUGUUGAAAUAUGGGAGUUGGUGGAAUUGAUGUUCAAGUGGGGGCAAAAAGGUGAUAUUACUCGUGAUUUUACAGUGUGUACCUCUACUGUAACUACCUCAUGGAUGCUCAAUGCCAACUUUUUUUCGGAUAGACAGUGGAGAAUCCUGUCAUGUCCCAGUGUGAUGAAAGGAAGAGUAGUUGUCGAUACACGUGUUCAAAGCCGUUGAAAGAGCAGCAACCCCUAUAGUGUGUCCUCACAUUUGGGAAGAAGAAUCAAAUGCAAGUUGGUGGGCGCAAUACAAAGAUAUUGCCUCCCCCGAAAGCCAUCACAUUCUCGAUCU